AUGCCAUUUCCUCUGGGGCGCUCUGGGAGGGUGGCUGCAGCAACUGGGUAUUGUUUCAAACGUCCGAAAUGCGAAAUGCGUUUGCCGGGUUGUUUUGUCCAACCCGCAGGAGCACUGUCAGCUGGCGGUCCGCAGCCUGCCCUGAAGCCGGUUGGCGGGCCUCUGAGCCUGGGGGAGGGGCAGAGGAGGACGGCCGCAGGAGAGUUAGUGGGUUUUAAAGUUUGUCCUCACCUAAAUGACAAUGAUACUUGAGUGCUUAUAACAUUAAAAAAAUAAUAAUUAACUGCAAGAUGGCACACUGGCGAAUGCUCUCUCUACUUGGUCUUCUGGCCCAGUGGUAGCAUCUUUGGGGGAGCGUGUUCGUGUUUGAAUGAGAACUAAAGUCACCUUUGAAAUCACUAAGCCAGAAUUAGCACUCUAUGAAAGGCUUUCCCAUAAUAUUUACUAGAACAUUUGGCUAAAAAUUGCUCUGCUUUGCCCACUGAAUGGCUGUGUAAUUAACCAGCCCUUGAUAACGGUACCUUGAGCAUCUCCUCUCUGUGUCUGCUACUCCUGGUAUUUGCAUGGGUAAGUUGUACGUUCAUCAGCAUAAUGAGUGUGGAGUCCCAGUCUAAUGGUCCAGGAGGACGUUGUAAACGAGACACUUCACUGUGCCUCGGGUUAAAUAUUUUAAACCAAACAAAUCGAAAAGGAGGGAGAAAACGGUAAACAUCAUUUGGGCCGCAUGAAAGGCCUUCUAAGCAGGGAGUCUGCCCAGAUCCAGGUCCUUGGGUCCCACACAGACGGGUCCACACCUCCCCUCACCCCCAGCAUCACCGACUCACACACAUAUUGAAAAUGGAAAUUUCCAAGAUAGUAGAUGUGACCCUUAGGCCAUGGCUUGGCGUGGUUAUAACUGGCUGGUGUUGCCAAGAGCAGAUUGCUGCUUCUCCUUGUUUUCUCUCAUCUAUGUGAAAUACCGCUAUUUGUUUGGUUUGUUUUUUGGUCUCCUCUAACCUUGCAAAGAAUGAUGAUGAGUGUGUUCUGCUUUCAGCCCUUUACAGUUUAGAAUGAGCCCUGCCCUUUCUCACGGUAGCCCCCCUGAGGUGGUGAAGGACAAGCCAACCCUUUGGUCCCAGUAGAAAAAGCUGGAGGCGGCAGGUGGCUUGCAUGGCAGAGGUGGGGAGCUAGAACUCAGCCCCAACAUCAUCCGUCAAACCUUCGCCUCCUGGCGUCCCAUCGAACUGGGUGCACUGGCUGCGACACAGAUGUCCUUGGUUCUCAUUUGAUUCAGAUCUGCCCCCAUGGUUAGGGCCCCGCCACACUUCCCCUUUCCUCCUCCCGUCUCUCAGGUUGGGACAGCGUCUGAGGCUAACUGUUGGAAGGCCUCAGGGUUGAGGGGUGUGCCGGUUUGGUGUGCAUCUCCGUUAGCAGAGAUUGUGGGGGACCCCACCCCGCUGAGUGCAUAACCUCAUGACCAGACUGAAGGCGGAGACGAGCAGGGCACCUGCAGGCCUUCUGUGGGAGUGUGAGACGGAUGGCAGUGAAUACUGAGAGCUUUCCUAGCCGGCCUCGCCCCUGGGCUUUUGCAUUUGAAUUGGCCAAACCCGCCCACCGUGUGGUCCUUGGGAAGAAAGGCGCUGCCAUUUGCCAGCCUGUCAGUUCUGUGUCCUGGAGGGUGUCGCCCCUCCAGCACCUCCAGGCUUCAGCCUGCAAUACCUUCCAAAACACCCUCCUUCCUUGCUUUCAUCCCCCGACCUCACCCCAUGCCCUGCCGGCCAGGGGAGAGCUCAAUGCCGGGUCUGUUGCUGGACUGGUGGUUGAUCCUGUGUGUCUGGGCCCCUUAGGCAGGCCUGAGCCUUUGAGUCCAUCUCCUCUCCUGGUCCCUGGGGGAUUGGUUCUGCCCACCCCACACUCAGUGGGAAGCCCAGGGUCUGGCAGGCUCCCGUGGGGUCCUGGAGUCUGAGGGAGGACCAAGGCAUCCAGGCAGAAUUUGGAAAUGGAGUGGAUCCGUGUUGAAAGGCAGCGUUGGGCCAGAUGGUCCGAGUCGGUUUGGCAAAGCUAUGAACAUGUUGGUGGCUGCCUCGCUCUGCCAUUAGCCCACUCACCCCCACGGUCUUCUCUUUUUCUGGAACCACAGCAGUGACACAUACAUUCAACAGAACCCACAAGGGUAAGAGGCCAAAGGAGAAAGUAAGCUGAGAAAAGGCGUUGGUUCCUCCGGGGCUGUGGCACGGAGUCCCGCAGUUCCAGACCAGCCGCUUCUGUGCCUGGAGGCCCUCUCACUCUCAGGCUCCAGGCUGGCUGGAUUUGCCCGUCAUCCCAGAUGUGGAGACCGUCCCGCCUUGAUGAGGAGGCUGCGUCCGAUCUACGGUUAUGUCAGAGAGAGAAGACACGGUUCAAUGUGCAGGCCGUCUCCCUCUCCAGCAUCUCCGCCCUCCAACUCCAGGACGUCCCUGGUCCAGGUGAAAACAAAGGCCUGUCUCAGCGGCCAUAACUCUGCCAGCAGCAUCUCAAAGCCAUUCAAAACGCCCAAAGACAAUCUACUUACCUCCAGCAGCAGACAGCACACGGUCUUUUCUGCGAAAGGAUCAAGGGACAAACCAUGCGUUCCGGUUCCUGUAGUCAGUUUAGAGAAAAUUCCUAACCUAGUGAAGGCAGAUGGUGCCAAUGUCAAAAUGAACUCUGCAACCACUGCUGCGGUCACGUGCUACUCCACUUCAUCCUCUGCCAUCUCUACCCCACCUUUAAUUAAGGCGGUCUUGAUGUCCAAGUCAGUGCCACCUUCCCCAGAGAAGAUCUUAAAUGGCAAAGGAAUUCUAUCCGCCACAAUAGACAAGAAACACCAAAAUGGCACCAAAAACAACAACAAGCCUUACAGGAGAGUUUCAGAGAGAGAAUUUGACCCAAAUAAACACUGUGGAGUGUUGGAUCCCGAGACAAAGAAACCUUGCACAAGAUCCCUCACCUGCAAGACACACUCGCUAAGCCAUCGGAGGGCAGUCCCGGGCCGGAAAAAGCAAUUUGACCUCCUUCUGGCAGAACACAAAGCCAAGUCUCGGGAAAAAGAAGUUAAAGAUAAAGAGCAUCUCCUGGCUUCAGCAAGGGAAGUACUUCCAAACCAGUCCGGGCCGGCUCCGGACUCCCUGCCAGGACCUUCAGGGAGCUCUGGACCAGAACCUAAAGUCGCAUCCCCUGCAAAAUCCAGGCCACCUAACUCUGUGCUUCCCAGACCAUCAUCUGCAAAUAGCAUAAGCAGCAGCACGUCUUCAAAUCACAGCGGCUACACUCCGGAGCCCCCUCUGCCCCCAGUUGGAGGUGACCUCGCCAGCCGACUGUCAAGUGAUGAAGGGGAGAUGGACGGUGCCGACGAAUCGGAGAAGUUAGACUGUCAUUUCUCCACCCACCACCCCAGACCUCUUGCAUUUUGCUCGUUCGGGAGUCGCCUCAUGGGACGAGGGUACUAUGUGUUUGAUAGAAGAUGGGAUCGUUUUCGGUUCGCACUAAACUCCAUGGUAGAAAAACACUUGAAUUCACAGAUGUGGAAGCACAGAAACCCGAGCCACAGGGCGUCAGGUCCCUCCCCCCUUUUCAGGACUUGCCUAACCAAUCUGCUGUCACUGAGCAACAUUGGGGCUGCCUGGGUGUCAACUCUGGAGAGCGUAGCACCCCGCUGCCCUCUCAACCUCGCUGCCCAAACCCCAGGCCCCAACGGGCCGGAACCUGGAGGGAUGGCAGCCGAUGGGGGCGUGGAAGACAUUAGGAAGAAAAGGAACAGCCAAGACUCUUUUUUCUUUAACAAGCAUUUAACUCUGCAUCAGGAGACGCCAACACAGUAUUCUCUUUCAGCCAGGAAGAUUCCUCCCGCGGCGGAUAGCCCCAUGGCCUCGCCGGCAGCCCACAUCGCUUCCCCCGUCGCCGCGCCCGUUUUACAGCCCUUCAGCUCCCCCAGUGCUGUGUACAUCCCUUCAGCUCCCAUCAGCUCGAGACUCACCUCUUCUUACAUCAUGACAUCCGCCAUGCUCUCAAACGCAGCUUUCGUGGCAUCGCCGGACCCCAGCGCCCUCAUGUCACACACCGCGGCUUUCCCUCACGUGGCUGCAACCCUCAGCAUCAUGGACUCAACCUUCAAGGCCCCAUCCGCCGUGUCCCCGAUACCAGCCAUCAUCCCUUCCCCAUCCCACAAGCCAUCCAAAACCAAAACCAGCAAACCCUCAAAAGUCAAGGACCUGUCCGCCCGUAGCGACGAGCCUCCAAGUAACAAAAAGAGGAAGCCGCAGUCUUCGACUUCCUCCUGCUCCUUACCCUUGCAGACACCCCUCUCGUCUCCACUAUCAGGGCCCCACAAAAAGAACUGUGUCUUGAAUGCCAGUUCAGCUUUGAACUCCUACCCAGCGGGCCCUCCCUAUAACAGUCUGUCUGUGCACAACUCCAACAACGGGGGGAGCCCACUCAGUGCCAAACUGGAGCCCUCAGGACGGACCUCGCUGCCCGGCGGCCCCGUGGACCUCGGGAGGCACGUGGGCUCGGUGGGUGGCAGCGGGGACUCCUGUCCCCUCUCCGUGCCCUCCCUUGCAGGGGACCUCUCUCUGGCCCCCCACAAUGCCGUGUCUUCUCUGCCCCUCUCUUUUGACAAAUCAGAAGGAAAAAAGCGUAAGAACUCGAGUUCUAGUAGCAAAGCCUGUAAAAUUACUAAAAUGCCGGGUAUGAAUAGUGUUCACAGAAAGAACCCGCCCAGCCUUCUCGCACCGGUGCCCGAUCCUGUUAACAGCACCUCCUCUCGGCAGGUUGGGAAAAAUAGCAGCCUAGCUCUGUCGCAAUCCAGUCCUUCAAGCAUAUCCAGCCCAGGACACAGCCGACAGAAGACCACAAACAGAACGGGCAGGAUAAGGACUCUUCCAUAACGAGACUAUGAAGCCACUUCCAAACCAAUGCCUGGCCGCCCGCUCCCACCCUGGGAGGCCGAGGGAGAGGCGGGGGGAGCGGGCAGGGGGAAGAGUCUCUUUCCUGUGGCUCUGCCUUUCUUCUCUUUUUAAUUGACCAAUUUUUAGUUUUGAAGAAAAAGAAAAAGGCAAAAGAACGUGAAAUUGAGAUUUACAGAAAACUAUA
Equus caballus (horse) is the source of this 5088-nucleotide messenger RNA. Lineage: Eukaryota; Metazoa; Chordata; Mammalia; Perissodactyla; Equidae. The record is from RefSeq and is a predicted model, not a curated record.